Messenger RNA from Aspergillus heteromorphus CBS 117.55, 2695 nucleotides. RefSeq lists its product as uncharacterized. The record is from RefSeq and is a predicted model, not a curated record. The transcript has 4 exons. Lineage: Eukaryota; Fungi; Ascomycota; Eurotiomycetes; Eurotiales; Aspergillaceae. Gene Ontology annotation, cellular component: RZZ complex. Gene Ontology annotation, biological process: endoplasmic reticulum to Golgi vesicle-mediated transport; mitotic spindle assembly checkpoint signaling. Bases 161 to 2644 code for a protein of 827 amino acids.
UCUACCUCCGCAGGCUAGAUUAUCUGGAGUCAUACCAGGGAGGCCUUUCGGGGAGAAGUCGGGUAUUCGCUCUCAAUCUACACUGUUUUUGUCCUCCUCCCCGCACCUCUAUUCUCCCCGCAAGUCGAGAGCUUUUGCGUGGGUCGCUACUCGCUUCGCCAUGUCGGGCAAGGCAUCGGAGCAGGAAAUCAGCCAGUCCGUGCUGGAUUUCGUGAAAGAUGGUGCCUAUCCGGACUCGGAGCUCAUAGUCGCCUCUGGCUUUCCUAUAUCUAUCCUAUCGAAGGAAUUGGAGCUCAUAUCCAAAGCUAGGGAACAAGUUGAAGCCGAAAUCAGCUUUCUUAGUCGCGAGAAUAACUUCGACGCUGACGGUUGGAUCUCGCAAGCGAAACAGCUCCACGCGGACAUCGAACGGUCCAGAGUCACUGCCCGGGAGAUUGUCGAGCAACAUGAGAAAACGAAUCCGCUCCAAUUGAGGGUGGAGGACGCCUCCGCCAAAGUUGACUUGAUCGAGACCGAAAUUGCGUUCAACCAGGCCGUGGCUAGUGCUUUAAAGGAGGUACAAAGUCUCUGUGGACAACUCGAUGAGGGUCGGACAGCUCUUGAUGAGGGCCGCAUCAUGCCAGCUAUUGAGAUAUUGGAAGCUACUGAGCAGGCUAUCACCCAAAGCAGUCACUUUUCAAACACGAAUGUCCUCCAUAUCUUGCUGGAAAGUGUUGCUGGGCUGCGGAAAGAUGUUAUGGAGGCUGUUCGUAAUCGUUGGAAUAAACAACUUAACAUUGACAAAACGGAGGGAAAGAUGGUUGUAUCGGACAACGACGGCGAUUCUUUGGAAGAGACUAUUGUGGCUUUGACUAGGCUACAGAUGUUCUCUGCGACAAGAGAUUUGUUUCAAAAGGACGCGAUGUCCAGUAUAGUUGACCCUAUCUUGCUGCCUGCUGUGCCUGAAUACAGUCACGGACUCCGCAUUUCGGGAUCUUCAAUUCACCUUGAACCGCAGCCAUCAACUGCCUCGGUUUCGGAGCUUCUUGACCGCAUAGUCAACGUUCUAGGCUUUAUGCGACAGUCCCUGCCACCAUCAAUUGCGGACUCAUUCUCGGAUAUUUUCAUCCCAAAUCUGUCCUCAAAAAUAAUCGAAUUCUGGUUGUCACCUGCGAUCCCAACCGAACUGGAAGGCCUGAAACAAUUCGAGGAAAACCUCGAUCACGUCCUCGAGUUUACGAAAACCGUAGAGAAUUACGGCUGGCAUGGCCAAGAAGAACUGGUCUCUUGGAUUAAUCAUGCCCCUCGCCUCUGGUUGGCUAGACGGCGGGUGGAUUCAUUAGACCAGGUUCGCAAAAUUCUUGCUGCUUCCCAAGGUAUUACAGAACAAGUUGAGAGGGUUGAAGUUGAGAAAGUCUCCGAAAGCGAUGGAGCCUUACUGGAGAACGCUACAUCUGAUGACUGGGAUGCUGGCUGGGAUGAUGACAAUGACGACGGCUCCAAAGAGAAGCAGGCUGGUAUCAAAGAAGAUGAAGAAGAUGUGAGCGCAUGGGGACUCGACGAUGAUACCGAAGAACACAACACACAAGUCAAACAAACUACGGACGAUGACGAUGAAGGCGAUGCUUGGGGCUGGGGGGACGAUGAUGAAGAACAACCUACUGAUAAUUCACAGCCCAAGGCGUCGGUUGCAACUAAAACUGUUAAUGGUAAGGGAGCAGCUCAGCAUGCCUCUCCGCGAGAGGUCAUCUUGAGAGAAAAGUACACCAUAACAGACAUUCCCAACUCUAUACUGGGGGUUGUCAGGCAGCAAGUGAAAGACUCUGAGGUUAUAUCUCAACCUGUACACAGCCAUUCACGUAUCAUCUCCUCUGGAACGGGACUUCUUGCCCUUCCAACCCUGAUACUCGCAAUGUUCAAAGCCACUGCGUCGACUUUCUACGGCCUCAAAUUGAGCUCUGGGCAGAUGUACUUGUAUAACGACAGCUUGUACCUCGCUGACCAAGUGCGUAAUAUCAUGGAGGAGCACCAACUCACAAGACUUCAGACGGAUAUCGACGCACUUGAGAAAUUCGGCAAAUUUGCCUACAGCAAGGAGAUGCAGACUCAACGCACGAUUGUCACUGACCUGCUCGAUGGUGCACAGGGUUUCAGUCAAUGUUCGGAGCAGCCAUUCCUUGGUGAAUGUGAGAACGCAAUUGGCGCAACUGUGGACAGAAUCCGUGACGUUUUUAGAGAAUGGCAGCCGAUUCUAUCACAUUCUGCGCUUCUGCAGUCGAUUGGCUCCCUGGUAUCAACGAUGAUCAGCAAGAUAAUCAUCGAGAUUGAGGAUCUAGGUGACAUCUCAGAACCCCAAUCCCAGCGGCUUGUGUCAUUCUGCAACCAAGUGACCCAGUUAGAGGAUCUGUUCAUACCAGAGGCCUUGGACAACACCGAACGUUUGCCCAUGACGGCCGUCUACGUAAGAAAUUGGCUGAAGUUCCAAUAUCUCGUCAAUAUUCUGGAAAGCUCUUUAGCUGAUAUCAAGUUCCUUUGGGUGGAAGGAGAGUUGCGCCUCGAAUUUUCGCCAGAAGAAGUGGUAGAUCUGAUUGAAGCUCUUUUUGCCGAAUCCGACUACCGACGAAAGGCAAUUGCGGAUAUCCGAAGGGCAUCCCGAGGUCAAUGAAGUUUUCAAUUUCAUAUAUGUAUAUAAAACUUGGAGAUAGCUAGCCAUUAU